UCUGCUUCCUCAGCGAUGCUUUUCCACAGUCUGUCCGGCUCGGAGAUGCACGGGGUCAUCGACGAGAUGGAUCGGAGAACCAAGAGCGAAGCACCGGCCAUCAGCUCUGCUAUAGACAGGGGAGAGACCGAAACGACCAUGCCUUCCAUCAGCAGUGACAGGGCUGCCCUGUGCGCCGGCUGCGGGGGGAAAAUCUCCGACCGUUAUUACCUCCUGGCUGUGGAUAAACAGUGGCACAUGCGCUGCCUGAAGUGCUGUGAAUGCAAACUCAACCUGGAGUCCGAGCUCACCUGCUUCAGCAAGGACGGCAGCAUUUACUGCAAGGAGGAUUACUACAGGAGGUUUUCGGUGCAGAGAUGUGCGAGGUGUCACCUGGGGAUUUCUGCCUCCGAGAUGGUCAUGAGGGCCAGGGAUUUGGUAUAUCACUUAAAUUGCUUCACUUGCACCACUUGCAACAAGAUGCUGACCACCGGCGACCACUUUGGGAUGAAGGACAAUCUGGUGUACUGCCGCCUCCAUUUCGAGACUCUCAUCCAGGGGGAGUACCAGGUGCACUUCAACCACUCGGAUGUAGCCGCUGGGAAGGGCCCGGCACUGGGAGCGGGCUCUGCCAACACUUUGGGACUGCCUUACUACAACGGCGUGGGGACUGUCCAGAAGGGGAGACCCAGGAAAAGGAAGAGCCCAGGGCCUGGGGCAGACCUGGCAGCCUACAACGCAGCUUUAAGCUGCAAUGAAAACGAUGGUGACCACCUGGAUAGAGACCAGCAAUACCCCAGCAAUCAAAAGACAAAGCGGAUGAGGACAUCAUUCAAACACCACCAGUUGCGGACAAUGAAGUCAUACUUUGCUAUUAACCACAAUCCUGAUGCCAAGGACUUGAAACAGCUAGCUCAGAAAACUGGCCUGACCAAAAGAGUUCUUCAGGUUUGGUUUCAAAAUGCUCGAGCCAAAUUCAGACGGAACCUCUUACGUCAAGAAAACACAGGGGUGGAUAAGACUUCAGACUCAACACUCCAAGCAGGGACCCCAUCAGGUCCUGCCUCAGAAAUAUCCAAUGCCUCCAUGAGUCCAUCCAGCACUCCCACUACUUUAACGGACUUGACUAAUCCUACUAUGCCUACUGUGACAUCUGUCUUGACAUCAGUGCCCGGAAGUCUUGAGGUUCAUGAAUCUCGAAGUCCUUCACAGACGACUCUUACGAAUCUUUUCUGAUGACUCUUUCUUAAUAAUUUCUUUAAAAAAGAAAUUAUUCUUAGCUGAAAUUCCAAGUGUAUUUUAAUAGAGGCUUUGAGCAACUGACUAACCACAAUUAGGAUCUCUCCUAAAAAAACAGAAGGAAAUGUAGUGUUCUGGUAUUGCGGAGUAUGGACUGAAGAAUAACUUGGAAGAUCUAUUGCAACACAACAUUUGUGUAACUGUACAGUUUUGUGGACUGAGCAAGGGAAACAGCAAUUAAUUUAAGUUGGCUAAAGCUUCUGUAUUUUCAAAGACUGCCAUGUGCCUUAUAUACUGUUUUAUCUACAUUCUUUGGGUUCCAUGUCCACUUCUCUCUUUUUCUCUCUGUAUAUUUAUAACCAGGGCAAAAAUGUUAAGAGUUUGUUACUUUGAAUAGUCCUAAGCCUUUCAUUGGUUGCUUUGUUGUUUUAGAAUUUUAAGGUCGAAGUCUGUUCGAAUACCAGAAUUUGUAAAAUCUAACCAGUAAUAAAACCACUUAUGGAAA
Molecule: messenger RNA, 1723 nt
Organism: Melopsittacus undulatus (budgerigar)
Lineage: Eukaryota; Metazoa; Chordata; Aves; Psittaciformes; Psittaculidae
Gene: LHX2
Product: LIM homeobox 2
Exons: 5
Coding region: 16-1215 (399 amino acids)
Biological process (GO): neuron differentiation; regulation of transcription by RNA polymerase II
Cellular component (GO): nucleus
Molecular function (GO): DNA-binding transcription factor activity, RNA polymerase II-specific; RNA polymerase II transcription regulatory region sequence-specific DNA binding
Source: RefSeq, a predicted model, not a curated record